AUGUCCAUCUAUUCCCAAGGCCACUACGCUCAACCCUCCUACUCCCACAAUUACUCCCAGCCACCCGUCCAUGGCUACCACUAUCCGUACCCUCCUCCACCAGCGGCGGCGCCUCCAGUCUACCAAGUUGACCCGGCUACUUUUCGCCGGGAUUUCACCAAUCGUCUCGCAGAGCUGACAGUAAAUUCGAGGCCGAUCAUCCAGAACUUAUCAAUGCUAGCUCAAGAAUACUCACGAUUCGCAGAAAUUGUAACGCAGUCGUUGGAGGCUCAUAUACGCAGGGUACCGCCUUGGAUGAAGCUUCCUGCAUUUUAUCUCAUGGACGCUAUUUCGAAGAAUGUCUAUGAUCCUUACGCUCGCCAUUUCGCGUCUGUGGUUAUGCCACUUUUCCUUGAAUCAUAUCAUCAGGUCGACGCCGCAACGCGAAGCAAGAUGGAAGAGAUGCUGCUUACUUGGCGAACUGGAUCCCCAACCGGGAAAGAGCUCUUCGGCGUUGCUCCACAAAUUGGUAUCGAGCGCGGCGUCUGGGGCGACGGAAGCUCAAGUAGCAGCUCUGGCUUUUAUUCCGGUUCUGGCCAAAUAACGAAGGCGCAAGUCCUCAGCGAACUGGAAUUCACUCUUGGACAGAAGGAAAGAAACCUGCAGAGCAACCCAUACGAUUCGGCGUCUCGUAACCACAUCAACGUUUUACAUCAACUGCGAAAGCUCGUCGAAGUCGGCGUUUCUCAGGACGAGCUCCACCAAAUUCUUGCUCAACUACGAAGUCUCAUGAAGAAUGCCGCUCCCGCCCCUAAUCCCGUCCCACCUCCGCCCGCUCCUCGGCCUCAACCUCAAUGGCAGCCCCAGCAUCAUUACCCAGGUUCAAACCAAGUGCAGGUCCCAACCCCCGCAACAUCUUACGGCUCACCCGCUCCAACAUAUCCUCCGCAAUCGGGACCUGUCAAAGUUGAGCCUACCAUGGCUCGUCUGCCUAUGCCUUCCGCCCCGGAAGCUGCGUCCUCUGUACCUAAUGUCGGUAGUAUUCAGAACUUAUUAUCUACAUUGGUCAAAGCUGGUGUCGUUCGAAAUGGGACUCCUGUCACUAGUGGAUCAGACCAGUCGGAAGCGCCCUCCUCCAACAUUGAGCCCAUUGAUUUAGAGAAAGAGUCGAUGAGGUCUUACCGGAAGAAAAUUCUUGCGCAAAACGUCCAGUUGACAAAUGCCGAUUUGACGAGGAAACGCCUCGAUAUCGUAUCGCUAUUAUACAAUCGACUACCAUCGCAAUGUAAACAGUGUGGUAUCCGAUUUGCUGAUUCGGCUUUGGGGAAGAAAGCUAUGGAGGAACAUCUGGAUAUGCAUUUCAGACAGAAUAGGAAAGCAUCCCAAGGUGUUGGACGAGGGCAUAGUCGCAGCUGGUUUAUUGGUAUAGAGGAUUGGGUAAAUGAUUUUUCGAGAGAUGCCAAAGGCAAAGGACGUGCAGAUGAUGGUUCUCGACCUUUACACCCUCGGGCGGCGGCGGCGGCUGAUUUGGCUAAGCGUGAUGCGGAAUUGCGAGCUCAGUUUGUGGUCGUACCCCCAGGUGAUGAGGCAAAAUCGAUAUCUUGUCCUAUCUGUAAGGAAGCUCUUAAGUCUGAAUUUCUGGAGGACGACGAGGAUUGGGUGUGGAAGAACGCUGUGAUGAAGGACGACCGAGUUUACCAUGCUACGUGUCAUGCUGAAGCGCUUUCCUCGACCAAUACACUGGCUGCCCGGUUGCGGAGUGAUUUAGCCUCUAGGUCUCGGUCUGCUACUCCUGAGGUGAUGCGUGCAACGCCGCCGAAGUCAUCGGCGAAUACGAGUCUCAAAGGUAUAAGGUCGUCACUGUCCCCAACGCCAGAUUCCUUCGCUGGUACGAAGCGUAAGGUUGAACACAAUGAUCCUCUGGUCAAAGGCGAGCCAGACGGAACACCUCCGUUCAAGAAACUUGCACUUUCUACCCCAGCAUGA
Molecule: messenger RNA, 1965 nt
Organism: Pleurotus ostreatus (oyster mushroom)
Lineage: Eukaryota; Fungi; Basidiomycota; Agaricomycetes; Agaricales; Pleurotaceae
Exons: 7
Coding region: 1-1965 (654 amino acids)
Biological process (GO): termination of RNA polymerase II transcription
Cellular component (GO): cytoplasm; mRNA cleavage factor complex
Molecular function (GO): RNA polymerase II complex binding; mRNA binding
Source: RefSeq, a predicted model, not a curated record